Molecule: messenger RNA, 1668 nt
Organism: Lodderomyces elongisporus
Lineage: Eukaryota; Fungi; Ascomycota; Pichiomycetes; Serinales; Debaryomycetaceae
Gene: CLP1
Product: cleavage polyadenylation factor subunit
Exons: 1
Coding region: 1-1668 (555 amino acids)
Biological process (GO): tRNA splicing, via endonucleolytic cleavage and ligation
Cellular component (GO): mRNA cleavage factor complex; nucleus
Molecular function (GO): polynucleotide 5'-hydroxyl-kinase activity
Source: RefSeq, a predicted model, not a curated record
AUGUCAAUUCCUGGAUUUGGAGGCACAAAUGGCUCGCUAGCCAGUGACUCUAGCGAAUUUACACAGAUCUCGAUCCCACCUGCAAACGAAUGGCGUAUCGAAGUUCCAUUCAAAAAACUAUUGAAACUAAAAGUAACACUGGGAACUUUGGAAAUCAAUGGCUCUGAAUUACCAAAUAAUGUCGAGUUACAGCUUUCGGGCGUGAAACUCCCCAUCUAUGCACCACCAUCAAUAAAUAAAGAGCAUGCCAAAGUCGAGUAUAAACUAGUUACAAACCCUGAUCAAUCGGUGCUGCUAUCAUCUGAAGAUGAGGAGUUCACCCAAUACCUAAGUGACGAAACGAAUAUGGACCUGGUGGUGAAUCUUGCAAUGUACAUUGAAUCAAAAAGACAAAUUGCCAAGGACUUGAAGACCAAUGAAGGUGAUCACGCAUUGGGACCCCGUGUCCUUAUUUUGGGUGGCAAGUAUCUGGGAAAGACGUCCCUUGCAAAGACACUAGUCUCAUACGCAGUAAAAAUGGGCAGCUCGCCUGUCUUGGUGAAUCUUGAUCCCAAACAUGGUGUAUUUGCAUUACCGGGCUCAUUGAGUGCAACUGUGAUCAAUGACUCCUUGGAUAUUGAGUGUGCAAACGGAUAUGGCUUUACAAUGACAACAACGGGUAGUCUUUCCAAAUCAAUGAAACAGCCAGUGGUUAAAAACUUUGGGUUUAGUGAUGUCGACGAAAAUGUCAAGUUAUAUACACGACAAAUUGAUCAAUUGGGCAUAGCCGUAUUGUCCAAAUUGGAAGGCAUAGAAGAUGGAAGUGGAAGCGAGGUUGAUGGUAACCAUAAUAAAGUACGAAGUUCUGGUGUAAUUGUUGAUACCCCGCCCUUCACUAUGAAAUCGUUUGACAUCAUUAGCUCCAUUGUGUCUGAUUUGAAAAUUGAUUUGAUUGUGGUAUUGGGAAACGAAAAAAUGAAAAUCGACUUGACUAAAAAACUCAAACAUAAAAUUGAGCAAGGUAGUUUAAAUAUCAUCAAACUAAGUAAAUCACCUGGCGUGGUAGACGAUGUCAAUGAUAGAUUUAUCCGAAUGACACAAGAGCAAACUAUCAGAGAGUAUUUUAAUGGCAAUCAUCGAAUCCGAUUGUCACCAUUUAAAACUGAAAUCGACCUACCUUCUUCAUCAUCAUCCGCAUCCGCAUCUGCAUCCGUAUCCUCGUCCUCUUCCACGUCCUCGUCUGGAUUAGUGAUAUAUAAAAGUGUAUUGACAAAAGAAUAUGAGUCGUCAAUGGCAUUUUUACCUUCAGGUGAUGACUUUGAACACAUUACCAACGAGGAUGAAAAUGGAGGCGACGGCAACGAUGGUGAUGGGCGCGGCAUUGUGGAAGAUAUCAAAGAAUACUAUCAAAUACUUGAGGACCCAAAUUCUUCCAAUUUGGAUAACUCAAUUGUGGCAAUAACUCACCUCCCACUAGAAAGCGGAAGCUCCAGUGUUACAAAUGGCGCUAGUGGAAGUCUGAAUAUGAGUUCUAAAAGAAAGAGAGAAUUGUUAAAUACCUCUGUCAUGGGAUACAUUCAUGUCUCCAAAGUUGACGAUGAGAAAAAGAAAAUGAAGAUUCUCUUGCCAUUCCCAGGAGUAUUUCCUAGAAACGUCUUGAUUGCUACAAGUAUAGGAUACAAUGAAUAA